Molecule: messenger RNA, 2147 nt
Organism: Perca flavescens (yellow perch)
Lineage: Eukaryota; Metazoa; Chordata; Actinopteri; Perciformes; Percidae
Gene: luzp2
Product: leucine zipper protein 2
Exons: 17
Coding region: 98-2041 (647 amino acids)
Source: RefSeq, a predicted model, not a curated record
GAGACGGAGUAGGGUGACCUUUCGGGAGCGGUCUUGUGUUCCCUGUCGAAUAGUGUUUUGCCUCCUGUUAAAAUGCAUAGCGCCCCUAUCUGUAGAGAUGCUCCCUAACAAAAACAUCAUAAACGUUCUUAAUGAUAUCAAACUAUUUGGAGCGCCGUGUUCUCUGACAGUGGUAUCAUCUUGGGACAACACAUUGGAAAUCCAGGUGCCUCCAGAGCUCCACUUGGGAUUUUGCCUCGGAACGAGAAAAACUUCCACAGUUCUGCAGUUAGCACCAGAUAACGUUACCGAGGACAGUGGAGAGGAGGCGGAGGAGGAAGAGGGAAAAGAGCGUGGAAGAUCUGAAAACAACCUAAGCAUGGAAUCCUUAGCUCUCCGAAGAGGCAAGAGAAAGUGUCAGAAACCUCAGUAUGACACGGACAAAAUUAUUGACCUGUCUGUGCAACAGCCUCCACAAGAUAAGGCACAGAAAAAAACUGCAAAUGCCAAGAUGCAUGAAAAAGUGCUUCCACCUCCGCAUGACCAUCCAGGAACCUCUGCAAAAGAAAAGGCAAGAGAAAACGAAUACUCUACUUCACAGACACUUCUGCAGGAGGCUAGGCAAACCAUUGAAAGGCAAAAAGCUCUUAUGCUCAAAAAUGACAGGAGAGCUGAGACAGCAAUUAAGAUCUCACCUGUAAAGAAACAAUCUGGACGGAAGAAAGAUGACUCAGAUGAAACUGACCUUUCCUCAUCUAAUGAGUCCUCUGAUUCUGAAGCCAACACAGCAUCAUCUGAGGACAAGAAGCCCAAAAAGUCCAAGUCCAAGCGCAAAACAAAAAAGCUGAAAAAAAUGCAAGUGAAAACCCCUGAUCACUCCAUCCAGCGUUACAACAUGGUGCUGGAGAUGGUGAGGAAUGAUGGCAUCAGCAAAGCAGAAGCCUAUGCAAGGCUUGGAGUAGAUCGGAAUACCAUUGUAUAUCAGGCACCAAUUGCUGAACUUGCAGCUACCAACCACGAGCUGUACAAGACAUUGAGGUCUACUUUUAAAAGAAAGGACAGCCUCAAAAGACAAAGCUAUGAUGGGCUGGAGAAGAAGCUAAAGGAAGUCUUCAGUGAACGGAGCAGCAUCCUGCACCAGCUCUCCAAGACAUCAAAGGAGCUGGACAGCAUAAAAGGCAACCUUCAGUCGCUGAAAAAUGAUGACUCUGUGGCCAAGAAGGAUGUGCAGCGGAUUCUGGAGCUCAGCCACAAACAGAGAGAGGAGAUGAAGUCCCUCCAGGCAGCCUUGCAGAAGCAGCUGGAUGAGGCAAAUGAGAGAGCAGAGAAGCAGCAGGCCACGAUCAAAUUUCUUAAAGUGGAGAUGGAGAAAAAAACCAAAAUCAUCAAGGAUUUACAACAAGAGAACAAGAGCUUGAAAAACAAACUGCUCUCGGGACACAAACUUUGUGACGCCUAUGCUGAAGAGUCUAAAAAAAUCCAGGCUCAACUGAAAGAACUGCGGUACGGGAAAAAGGAUUUAAUUUUUAAGGGGCAGCAGCUAAUGGACUUGGAGCACAAGCUAACUGUAGCCAAGGAAGAACUGGAGAAGACUGCACUGGAUAAGGAGUCUCAGCUGAAGGCACUGAAGGACACAGUUCACAUCUGCUUCUCAGCUGUCCUGCACAACCAGCCCAGCAGCAGUCCCAGAUUCCCCACCUCCCCCACCCACUUGUUCAGAUACUCAUCACUCAUCAACAGCUCCAGAGUCACCUUUCAGCAGCCACAUGCCAAGGAUAUCUCUAAAGUUCAGAGAAUUGUCACAGCCAGUAAAUCACCCAUGAACAUUGGAGUAAUGAGCAGAGAGAGCGGCGGAGUUAAAGACUGCCAGAUGGAAAAGACUGGGGGCGACUGCUUCCAGAAUCAGACGGAGGAAUCAACCCCAGCAAGUAAAAAGCUACCAGAGACACAGCAGCAAAGGAGCCAAGCGCAGACUGAAAAAUCCACCACAAAGCUCUCAGACGACAGCGUGAAGGCAGAGGGAGGCAGCAGCAAAAAGACAAAGCCACAUGAAUACAACUGAGCGGACGGCAUAUCAUCCCAAAUGCAGAACUCCUGUAUUGCCUGAAGGAUCUUUCUAAGAGCACACACUUGCGCACUCUCACAAAAAACAAAAUGUGCGCCCACAC